AUGGGUAUUACCGGCUUGCUACCAUUCCUGGAGAAGGCUAGCAGCGCGUGCCAUUUGCGUGACCUGCGAGGCAAAUGUGUGGCAAUAGACACCUACUGCUGGUUGCACCGUGGAGCGUUUGCCUGUGCGGAACGGUUAGCCCGCGGUGAACCCACCGAUAUUCACAUUCUGUAUUGCCUGAAAUAUGUCCAGCUGCUGCUAUCGUACAACAUUAAACCGAUUCUCGUAUUCGAUGGACAACAUUUGCCGGCCAAAGCGGCGACCGAAGCAAAGAGACGCGAAAACCGAGCCAAUGCCCGCAAACGGGGAGCCGAAUUGUUGCGCCUGGGUCGCAUAGACGAGGCGCGUAGUUUCCUGCGUCGAUGUGUGGACAUUACGCACGAGAUGGCAUUACAGUUGAUACAGGAAUGUCGCAAACGUGGUGUCGAUUGUAUUGUGGCACCGUACGAAGCGGAUGCACAGCUGGCGUACCUGAAUCGGGUCGACAUCGCCCAGUACGUCAUUACGGAAGAUUCCGAUUUGGUGCUGUUCGGGUGCAAUAGAAUUCUCUUCAAGUUGGAUCUGACUGGGAAUGGGCGGUUGGUGGAGGCUAGCAAACUGCAUCUCGCGAUGGGUUGCCGGGAGGAUCGGUAUAGGUUCGAGAAGUUUCGCUACAUGUGUAUCCUUUCCGGGUGCGAUUAUUUAGAUUCAUUGCCCGGGAUUGGGUUGGCCAAAGCGUGCAAAUUUGUGCUGAAAACGGAAGAUCCGGACAUACGAAGAGCGUUGGCAAAAAUACCGGCCUAUCUUAAUAUGCGACAACUGGUCGUGACGGAGGACUAUAAGGAUGCAUUUUUGAAAGCCGAUGCUACCUUCCGACACAUGGUGGUGUACGAUCCUGUGUGUCGACGGCAGACACGAUUGUCCGAUCCGGACGAAGAAUCCACUCCCGAGCAGUACUGUUGCAAUGCGGGUCAAUUCUUGGAUGAAGCGAUCGCAUUCGAGAUGGCGAUUGGAAAUUUGGAUCCAUUUUCACUGCGCAAACUAGACGAUUGGCAUCCGGACGUAGCAGGCGAUGGUGAGGAAAUGUCUGCAAAUGCGAAAAAAAUGCGUCAUCUUAGCAUCUGGAGGACGGAUUAUGCAACGCUGAAGGAAGCAACGAAAGAAACGGGAACGAAAGCACAUAAAUCUUCAUCACUGACAACAUUUGUAAAGCGAACGGUGCUCAAACAAGAAGAGAAUCAAGUAGAGCUAGAAUGCAAGGAAACGAUCGCCGAUGUUUUGCAAGGAUACGGCAUACAAUCAGACGAACCUUCCUCAAAGCGAUUGUGCCAUAUAACAUCGGAUGUGUCCAGUUCCACCACGUCCACGUCGAAGGUUGCGCUCGAGUACAGGGACCUAGAAGCGUUGGAUGUGAUGGGACAGUUGGAUCAACCUGCAACGCCGAAACGGAAGCGCAAUCCUUUUGCCAUCUCACCGGCCAAACGUACCCUGGGAGGUAAAGAUUCGCCCGAAGUAUUACUGUCACCGACGAAGAUAACUGCGGCUAACCGAUCGCUCCUGCAUAAUGUAAGUCCGGUAAAAAGGAUCGAUUAUUCUCAGCAACGAAGCCAGGGGGGCGAGGUUGUAGCAUCGGGGAGUCGAUUUGGUCGGUUGAAAACGGCACACGACAAAGGAGUUGUAGCCGAUGAACCUAAAGUGAUAAGUCGCUUUUUCUGCACAAAAGCCAGUGUAAAGAUUCAAACUAAUCGUUUGAUAGGCAGUCCCAAGAAAGUGGGCUCUUCCGGUGCAGAUGCCGAUAGUCUCGUGUCACCCACUGCCAUUGUAAAGGAGCUUAAAAGUAAGCGAGAUGCACAAACGCUACGAGCGACUGCGAUCUAUCUCAGCUCACCGGAAGCGCGGUUGCCGAAUCGUGGUGAUCGUACGCCUGAGAAACGUAGGGCUCAUACAACGCCCGGAUCAGAUAAGGAAGGGAUCAUUGGUCAGCUGGACAGCGGUAUAGCAACGGCGGAAGAAGAUAGCAAUACGGGAUUAAGCUCCUCACAAAAAGAAAAUGACGAUUUCGAGAUGCUAGAUACGAUGGAAACGAAUAGUGCAAAACAAAAUAGAUCAUCACCACGUACCGUUCGAUUGGCGUUGUUUGAGCGACAGGUUAAGAAACCGUUGGCUCAAUCACCGAACCGUUCGGAUGCAGCAGAAGAACUUGCAAUCGUACUUGACGAUAGUAGUAACGAUGGGGACGACGGUGUAGGAAAACAAGAAAUAGCCGAUGCGUUGAAGACUGAAGCACCUAUAACGACACUGCCGUCAGCACCGUCAGCACGUACAGCUACUAAAACGUUAGUCAAAUCACCCGUUAAAACUAAGGCACGUUCGACAUGUAAACGGCCAGGAUUAUCCGCCAACAAGAGGCAAGCCUCCAAGGGGGAUAGUGGUACAGGAGGAAUGACGCAAAGUCGACUAUCCAUGUUCGGGUUUCAGAAGAAGCCUUCGAUGCAACUCAACAAUCGGUAG
Molecule: messenger RNA, 2490 nt
Organism: Anopheles maculipalpis
Lineage: Eukaryota; Metazoa; Arthropoda; Insecta; Diptera; Culicidae
Gene: tos
Product: exonuclease 1
Exons: 2
Coding region: 1-2490 (829 amino acids)
Biological process (GO): DNA recombination; mismatch repair
Cellular component (GO): nucleus
Molecular function (GO): DNA binding; 5'-flap endonuclease activity; 5'-3' DNA exonuclease activity
Source: RefSeq, a predicted model, not a curated record